UACCUAUAAUCUUCCGUCUGUACCUUGCACAUUCAGUUCCAUACAUUGAAAUAAUUGUAAUGUUUUUAUUUUUGUAGGUAUCAGAUGUAUGUAAAUUUAACAAUAUGGGUAAAUUGAAUAAUGCCGUUUCUGCAUUUAAAGCUUUGAAUGGACUUAUAUGCGUGUACAAACCAGCAAAUGUACCUAUAAAACAAGUUCAGCACACAAUCAUAACCAAUUUAUGCAGAGAUUUGAAUCAGUUACCCGGUCGUCCUCAAGAGAAGAGAGUGGAGAUAGUGGGGCCCACCAAUGCUCCAAUGACAGUGAAAUUAGUACCAAAUCUAGCUGAUGAUCCCCUAGUAUGUGGACCGAGGUACAUUAAUGAGGACUUUCGGUGCAGUUACGCUACUCAUUUAGGAUUAUUUAGCAGUGGAGUUCUAUUGAUAGGUAUAAAUGCUGGCUCAAGGUUAACAUACCACAUUAAUAUUGCAAGGCCUACAAGGGCUUACAAAGUUCACGGCCAAUUAGGAAAAGCUACAGACACAUAUUUAUGGAACGGUAAAACUAUUGAAAAGGCCACCUUUGGGCAUGUGACACGAGCAAAAAUAGACCAAGUCGUGGCUCAUAUGCAGGCAGCACAUCAGAAAACCAUGUAUGAGUUAUGUGGCGUUCACAAAGAUUCUCAAACUGCAUAUGAGCUAGCAACACAGGGGCUUAUAAGGCCAGCCAACAGUAAACUACCAGUGGUAUAUGGUAUGAAAUGUGUUCAUUUUCAACCACCUGAUUUUACACUAGAAAUCCAAGCUGUGAAUGAAUAUGACCGUUACUUGUGGACAAUUGUGCAUGACCUAGGUGUCCAGUUGAAGACUGCAGCAUAUUGCACUGGUGUGCAGUGUAUACGGCAAGGCAGGUUUAACACAGACCUGGCACUGCUCCGAAAACACUGGCAGUUGCAGCACAUUGUGGACAAUAUGAAUCAAUGCCAUCAGCUGAUUGAGGAGCAUGAAGAUAUUCUGGCACCAGAGUCGGCAACAUUAACUGCUUAGGGUUCAUCUAGUUAUUUAUACAUAUAGAGACUUAUGAAUGAAAUAUUUUGUUUAAAAAAUAUUAUAGUCAUGUAAAUAUCUUGUAAAUAAAUUGUAAUAAGAUCAUUC
Messenger RNA from Plodia interpunctella (Indianmeal moth), 1133 nucleotides. RefSeq lists its product as uncharacterized. Gene Ontology annotation, molecular function: pseudouridine synthase activity; RNA binding. The transcript is spliced from 5 exons. NCBI's taxonomy places the organism in Eukaryota, Metazoa, Arthropoda, Insecta, Lepidoptera, Pyralidae. Bases 105 to 1025 code for a protein of 306 amino acids. The record is from RefSeq and is a predicted model, not a curated record. Gene Ontology annotation, biological process: RNA processing; pseudouridine synthesis.